Messenger RNA from Clarias gariepinus (North African catfish), 3068 nucleotides. It is a transcript of the gene dthd1, whose product is annotated as death domain containing 1. The record is from RefSeq and is a predicted model, not a curated record. The transcript is spliced from 10 exons. NCBI's taxonomy places the organism in Eukaryota, Metazoa, Chordata, Actinopteri, Siluriformes, Clariidae. The coding region runs from base 1 to 2751 and encodes 916 amino acids.
AUGCUAGGGGCGAAUCUUCAUUUUGGAUCAUGUCCUGAGGACAAAAUUCUGAACAUGCUGCAAGCUACAAUUCAGAAACUGCAAGAAGUAUUAUAUUCAGAGAGAACCAGCAGCACAGAGGCACAUGGAAUGGAGUUCACCAAAGCUUCUGUGAAUCCUCUUGUAUUUGAAGAUUCAGCAUGGGCCCUUAGGAAGGUUCUCCAUCUUUUUAAGGAGUCGUGUGUGCUACACACACACAGCAUAGGCUCCCUGAGAGAAGCACUAAGCACAACAGUACGCACACUUAUGGAGCGAGACAGGCACGCAAAUUAUGUGCACAUGCUCCCAAAGAGAGAGACCCGUGCGAAGCAACUGGGAGUCCCCAGAGAAAGCAAUUUUCACCAAAAUGUCUAUAUCAACGAUCUCAUUCAAAGUGUUUUGGAAGACGUGCACAGCAUUGAGAAGACGCUGUUUUCGAUAACAAGUAAAUUCGACAAAGCAAUCACCAUCAUCUCUGGAGGGAAACCGCAAAGUACUGAGGCUGCGACAACAAGGGAUGAUCUUGUGAUUCAUUCAAAGGACAGGCUAGUCCUUCCACAGCUAUUUUCUAAAGAGGAAUGUGGCUCUCAAAAUAUCGAACCAGAACAUACAUCAAAUGUCUCACCCCUUUCAGACAUUGAGAAUCGUGUCCUUCAAAGCAGCUCAAAUAUACAAGGCGAGACCCUUGCUGGGUUUGAGAGAAAGACUUGCCCACAUAAACUGUUUACUGAAAGCCCAAUUGGCCUUGUAAGACAAGAAAAGGACAGAGUUCUGUAUGAAAUGAUGAAGAGCCAAGAAAACGAUGGCCUUGGUCCUCUUGGACAGGAUGUUGGAGAGGUGAAGAAAGAGCCAGUGCAGGAGGAUGAAGAAGACAAGAAGAUGGAGAAGACUGGCACCGUGGUAAUGGAAGAACGUAUGAGCUGCACACAUGAGUGUAUUACAAUAGGUUUGACAGAUUCAGCAAGAUCUUCCUCCAACGUUAUGUGCUAUAUAACUGCCCCACUAGAAGUCACAAAAGUUAUUAGAUGUAAGGCAGUGGACAGCCUCAGUUCUCUCAUGGUGACUGGGACAGAGGAGCUAGUCAGUAGCGUGCUCAGACUUGAAAACUUCAGCAACAUAAAGUGUCCCUUCCCACUUACUGUAGCCAUACCUUUUCGGGCUUGUUACCACCUGAAUUACCGGGAGGCUGUGGUAAAGGUGGUGGACCAAGAGCAGAGGAUCGGUUAUGUCACUCCAGCAGCCACUGAGGGCAUCUACGGAGGCUGCAGGGGUACAUUUGCAGUGGUGAGGGUCUACACUCUUGGUGUAUUUGCAGUCUUAUCACGUUUGCAGAGGGAGACAUUCACAAUCCCAAAGAGAGGCCUGUGUCUCAAACUGAGCGUGGACUCCAGGAUAUGCCUGAACUAUCCACCUGGAUCUUUCAGCACACCAGUGAUUGCACAAGCAACAGUACACCCUGUAGAUGCUUUGCUCCUGUCUUCACUGAAGUGCAGAAAUGAUUCCUGCCGCCCAAUCCUCACCACUAGCCCUCUACUGUAUCUGAAUCACCCUUUAACUGUAAGCCCUCUACAACCAUUGACCCUAACAUUGCCCUGUCCUGCUAAACCUAAAAAUAUGAAGACAGGAGAGGAGAAGACCUGCAGUUACUCUGACAGCACAGCUCUUAUACCUGACAACAGCUCACCUCACCGGAUCAGGUUUUUAAGUGCUUCAGCGCAAGCAUCCAAAAGUCAGACUAAAGAGCAGCUGGUUGUCCUGGGCUGGAGAGACAAGCGCUGGAGUGUUCUAGAUAAAGUCACUGUGAGGAAUUUACAGAACGACCUUGUUUCUUUUGAGGUCUUGGAGAACUACGAGCGGCUGAUAGUUGUUCGUCUGCUCUGUUCUGUAAGACCUUCUUGCUUGGUGUUUUUUGCUGAGGAGCUGCAGGAGUCAUUGAGGACUUGUCCAGUAUCGAUAGCCAUGCACAAGAAACAGACGGACCCCAGCAAUGUGGUUCUGACUGUCCUGCCCAGUAGAGAUCUCAGCUGGGGACUGACUGAACUGCAUGCCCAGGCUUACUGUGGGUCUCCAGAGCAGUCUGCUGAGAUUUGGAUAAAAGAAGGAGAGCAACUUCUGCUGAAAUUCAGCGGUAACAUAAUAUGCACAGGUGACCAGUGCUCAGAGCCUCACACACUAACAUUUCACAAUCAGAGAAGGAAUUGGCUCUGUCUGCAGCUGAAGGAACUGGACCCCUUUGGAAACUCCAGCUCAGCCCAGUACAAAGGCAUGGCGCUACUUUACCGAAUCCCUAAAGAUCAGCUUGUAUGGAGAGAAGACACAGCAGUUAUAUCUAAAGGCUAUGGCUUGGGACAACCGGCCUGUAAGCUGUCACUUACUCUUCCGAAGACAGUGAAAACUCUGUCUCAACCAAUCGGUGCAAAAUUCUUGAGACAUGAUCAGGCAGAGCCACUCUGUGAUGAGCUACUAGCCUGGCUAUGUAGCAAGCUGUCCGAAGAAGACGCAUCCCUGCUGGUAAUGUGUCUUCGCUUGCGCCGUUCAUCUGUCCAGCUGGCCCGACUCCGAGCUCCAAACAGCCUUGCGCUGCAGAUUUUUCAUAUCCUGACCACAUGGAGACAAGCCCUGCCUUCCCUCACACCAAAAUGUCCUUUGCUUGCCCACUGUCUGACUCGCAUCGGCAGGCCAGAGCUGGCUGCAGAGCUGCUGAAAAAAAGGUCCCGCUGUGGACAGGAGUGAGAGGCAAUGUGCAGAGACACAAAGACCUAUAACAGUCCAUGGAUCCCCAUUCUGUGACAUUAAAGGACCGGUAUUUGAUAGUCUAUAUUUAGAAAUGAGUUGCAGACCUGAAUGUUUAUUCUGCUAAUUCUAAGAUGGAGAAUAAUUGAACAUAAUAGAAGUAGGUACAACAUGUUUGUAAGAAAAAUAUAUAAAUAUGGAGUUUUUAAUUCAAUUCAGAUUUAUUCAACAAGCCUUACUGGCAUAAUCGUGUAUAUGUACAGUAUUGUUGAGGCAUUACAGUCGUCUUAGCAUCUUAGUUGUAUCAAUUGAAAUGU